This is a messenger RNA of Cherax quadricarinatus, 771 nucleotides long. Its product is annotated as cuticle protein 7-like. The record is from RefSeq and is a predicted model, not a curated record. Gene Ontology annotation, cellular component: extracellular matrix. Lineage: Eukaryota; Metazoa; Arthropoda; Malacostraca; Decapoda; Parastacidae.
GGUCGUCCAAGGUCAGCUGAGAACGUCAGCAUCAUCAGGUAUAUAAAGUGAGCAGCUCACCAUUACAAUCAGUCUACCAGUAACUCCUGUGUAUCAUACUUACAUCCCUCAGACAUGCUCCACAAGGUGUGUGUCGUCUUGGUGGUGGUGGGUGUGGCUAUGGCCGACCCAGGUGACUAUGCACCAGUCUACAAGUCGGAGCCGCUGCCAUAUAACUUCGACUAUAGUGUACAAGACAGCUACAAGGGCACCAACUUCGGUCAACACGAGAAUUCCGACGGUAAAUCUGUGUACGGAUCCUACUACGUCGACCUUCCCGACGGUCGCAAACAAAGGGUGGACUACACAGCUGACCCUUACAGAGGUUACGUUGCCAAGGUUAGCUAUGCCGGUAAGGCUCAUCACCCUCAGCACUACGGACCCGCCAUCACUUUCUUCAACAAGGGCUACGGACACGGAGGCUACCACUGACGACUCUGAUAUCGAACCAGAUUUUAUCAUUUGUACGGUAAAUGUAGAAUAAACAGUACGUAUCAAAAUUACAUAAUUUCCUUCCGCCGUAUCUCACGUAAUCCAGUAAUUACUUCCAACGUCAGAGCAAAUAUCUAGCACCGCAGUCGCCUCUUCAACACAUGAAAAACAAUUUAGGGGCUGUGUACACUGAGCUUCCAGAGAAAGUGUAGCAAUUGUGAAAGGUACACUUUGUUAAAUGGAAAAAAAGGGGAAAAUGCCUGGGGUCAUGAGUGGUACUAACGCUCCAAUCACGUAUGA